Messenger RNA from Pomacea canaliculata, 6725 nucleotides. RefSeq lists its product as uncharacterized. The coding region runs from base 477 to 1103 and encodes 208 amino acids. NCBI's taxonomy places the organism in Eukaryota, Metazoa, Mollusca, Gastropoda, Architaenioglossa, Ampullariidae. The transcript is spliced from 5 exons. The record is from RefSeq and is a predicted model, not a curated record.
GUAGCUGUCGUCCACAAACUGCUCCAGUCUGUUGCUUGAUGGGAUGUCUGGUUCAGGACGAUAGGAUGUUGGGCGUUAAUUAUAAGCCAUGCCCAUAUGUGCAAUAGGUGGCUAUAGUGCGGCGGACUGAGGAUCGGUUGGCAUUGUUGCUUGUUGCGGAUGAUCAAGUGGACGUAGUGAUGGGUGAGAGCGUACUUGUGAGCGUGCAUCGUCGAGAGCCCAAACGCGACGGCAUGCGACACAAAAUUUUGUUUUAUUAAAAUGUGGUCUUUAUGACUUUGUGAAAAUUAAAUACUUGUAAACCGACUUUUGAAGUAGCAAAAGGAGCUAUUUCUUCGAUUUUGCUUGAGUUGGUCAACAGUAACAAGACCAAGCCUGGACCUGAUGUGAACUUCUUUCCUCUGAGUCCAAUCAAGUCCUCUGUCCAAGCUGUUGAUGCCUGUCAGUAUCAGGCUUUUGAGAGCAGAUUUACUCUGAUGUUUUACUUAGACAAAGAUCACCAGCUGUACAUGAACUGGUCUUCAUAUGAAAAUGAAAGUGGCAUCUAUGACUAUGAAGUGGGUCUGGCUUCAACAAAGAAUUAUGGAGACACCCCUGACAUCUCUCCUUUUACCAGCACACACCACAACUUUUAUCAGAAUGAUAAUCUGUCACUGCCAGUUGGAACUCCGUUUUAUAUAUUUAUCAAAGUCCAAAAAGCGGGAAAUGUCUCUUAUGCAGAACUGGGUCCUAUAGUUGUAAUUCAAUCUUCAGCCACUUACUCUGGAACAUUGAAUUUAACUAUGGAAUCAGAUUUUCUGGUUGUACGGUGGGAUGUACAGCUAUUUACAGAUCCAGAGAAAAAGUAUCUUAAGUUUUAUGUUGCCUUGGAGGAGCUAACAAGCGGCACGUUAUUGCAUCCAAAGUCUCUUGCACGUGCUUCGGGUAGCUGCAUCCAGUCCACUCCACCAUCAUGUGCUGCCUUCAACAUCUCGGAGCUUCACUGGGGACUUCAUCAACAACAUGCAUAUGUUGCAAAAGUGCAGGUCACAAACAUUGUAGACCUUGACCUCAUGUUGACAUCUGAACCCUACGUGCAUGACAGUAGGGGUAUGUAUUGCUAAUGCAUUUUCAUUUUCUUGUGUUAUGAGUGCAUGUGUGCCAUGUCCCCUUUACACAUUCUCGUGACUAUUGAAGAAGCUUUAACAGAUAAAUAUUCUCUUGGACCGUCCAAAUCUUGUAUAUUUUUUUUCCUAGUCCGAGAACUUUGACAAGACAUUAGUAUUCAGCACUCAUCUAAGUUCAGAAACAUACAGUAUUAAUCGACAAGUGGGGAUUAAGACACACAACAAGCGCCAACAGGGAGGAUGCUACAAACAACACAACACAACACAACACUAUACUAACCUCAGCUGAGGGAAUUCAACAUAAAUCUUCCAAAAAGGAAUUCAAAAAUUAAAAACCUCUUUAUAGGGAAUUUAAAACUUAUCUUUAACACUUCAGAAAUCAAAGCAUCAAGUAAUUUACGAGUACUGCUUUUAGUUCAUAAUAAUUCUCUUUAAAUCAUGAAUCAAAAUUCUUCGAAAACUAAAACAACCAUGCAAAAUAAACACUGUUCUCUUUCAUACUCACUCUUAAAAGGAAGCUUUAUUUAUUGAUUAUGAUAUAUCUUUAGUACUGCAGAAGUUCAGUUUCGGAAAAGAAUGCUUGUCCACUCAGACAAAACGAUUAUACUCACAACAUAUAUGGAAGUGAGUACCCACAGAUUAAGCCAAUGCAGCACAAGAGACCACACAUCCCCGUCAAAAGGUGACUGACCAGCGAGCAUAAGACACGGACGACCUCGUGAGGUCAGACCGCGCAACACACUGACGAGUCGGUUAGUGAUGGGGGUCACCGCUGCAGAUAGUCCUAGACCGCUUCACGCGCACGUGAUUCAGCGGACACCUUGGCAGAAAACAACAUAUUUCCAACAUAGGAACAAUUAAUUACUCCGACCCUUUACUCAAAAGCUUGGACACACGCUAUUGGAGGUCAUGUAGCAUCAACGCGCGUGCGUUGUGUAUCAUCGCAACAAUGAUCAAAUUUAUUUUUAAGCCAAUAACAGCCGAUAAAGGGAUCAUGCUCGUGGACGCCGAAAAGACGCGACCAUCGAUGCAAGGGACUUUAAGCCUUUAAUCCAAUGGCAGACUAAGCUGCAACUGUUAACGCUUUGCAUGCCCGCGGUUUUGAAAUUUCGGUGUUUUCGCGUUUUGGCCAAUGUCGCUGCAGCUACAGAAAAUUCUUCAUGAGCGAUCGCUGUUCGACAUUGUUUUUUGGCAACAGUAAGUACAAAGUAGCAAGUAGUAUUUUUAGCAGUCUUCUAUAAUUUUAGAAAUGGAAUUCAGUCCAAAAUAAGUUGUUGUGCAAGAGGUUGUGGCACGUGAUUGGUAAAUUCAAUAAGAUGGCAUUUAUGCUGCACAUUAAGUGUGGUCUUUAUUUAUUGUCAUUUCAUUGCUACUAGAAUUACAGUUUGGCUGUUUUUAUUAAUGUCGAUUUGAUUUACUGUUGUAUAGGUGAAUACAAAGAAGUUUGCGGACUCUGUGAGAGGCCCAGAGAAAUCUUAUAGGUGGACACCAACUCACAAAAUACCCACACACAGCACAGAAGAAUACAGAUAACUCUUAGACGGUCUUUUUUAUUCUAUAUUUCAAUUUAAUUUAUUUAAUUUGCUAGCUUUAGCAGCAGUACUAGCUGAAUGUGACCUUUUGCCGUCUGUAAGGCAGUGUCUGUGAUAGAAAGAGAGUGUGGAAAAGAAAGCAAGCGAAGUAGAGGGGUAGUGUGAAUGUAUGUGCACAUACAUAGGAUAGGCUUGAUUAUUCUUUCUUUUGUUUUCUUUCUUACAUCAUCAAGUCAUAUUCCGAGUGCAGUGUCACUUUGCUGUAAACAAAUUAUUUAAAACAAAUAAUUUAAAGUGUCCCUAUUUAAAUACUUUAAAAUGUAGAUGCUAUUCUCUUUGCCACAAAUUCGUGUGGGGAACUCAAAGUUGUGCCCACGUCUUGGUAAAAGAGUGUACUUAUACUUACCUGAAGAUGAUCAACUUAAAGUCUUGACAUUUUUAAAAAAGUGUUCUUUAAGUAUCAUGUAACAUUUAAACACUUUUAACAAAUUGUCUUGAAUGUGUCUUGAAUCUCAGGGGCCAGGCACGAGGAAUGGACAGCGGGGUCGUAGCUGAACUGCUGGCUCGGGAUGACUCUCGAGUUCUCUGCCACCGACGCCGACACGUGCGUGUACGCAAUACCCUAGCAGUACACAAUGUAUAGUGUAAUAUUGAAUUAUAGGUGGAGAAUGGCGACCUAUGACCCCGCCUGGGUCGAGACUGUUGAUAAGGGCAGAUAUUUUGCAGAAGCAGUUUCCUAUUUGAAAUUAAUUCAUUGAAUUUGUUUCAACUGUCAUUAAUGCACUACUCGUCCUUUUUUCUUUAUUAGAAGCACUCAAAGAAAAAAAUGACUAACAACCUGAGCUAUGUCUUAUGUUGUUGUAUCUUUUGUUUCUCUGAGAACCACAGGUUUAGAUAGUUUUGGCAUUUAUUUAUCCCAUGGGUUGUUUUAAUUUUUUAGACGUUUACAGCGAUUUAUUUAGUAAGAAAAAUAAUUGAUUAAUUACGAUAGCUUAAGCAUUUCUGAACACAAUUACUUCCCUUUCAAUGGGAGGGAAGUCUGUUUUGACGGAAGUAUCGUCAAUUUCACAGUUCCCGUUCUUUUCCACUGAAAAAAUGCGAGACGAUCCACAGCUCGAGAAGUGUGCGACUUGUUCCUCGGAGAAUCGGACGAGGGAAUUGAGUUGGAGGUGAAAGAAUAUGGCGACGACGAUUAAUCUAAAGACUCCGAGGAAAAUGUAGUGUUAGAGGAAGAUGUAGAGGAUAUGACUAAUGAAAAUCCUUUUGCAGACGAGCGCAUGGCCGCAGCAUGUGUCGAGGAGAGAAGAGGAUAUUGAAAUCAAUGCUCAUCAAGAGGAUGGUGCAGCAGAUUCAACAAAUACGAGGAAAACAACGAAGCUGAGGAUAUUCCCUCAUCUGCAGACGGGGAUUUUCUGAACGAAUGGUGUAAAAACCUGAGUGGUUUUCAUAUGAAACCAAGCUUCGUCGCCACGCCAGGUUUGAGGGACUAUCUAAAUCUUCCCCCUCGGGGGAAUUUUAAGCCCAUCGAUUUUUAAAAAUUUCUUUAUAAAUAAGGAUUAGAUAAAGAAGAUGAAGGUGAAUAUGCACAGCAGGUGAUAGAUAAGGUUAAAAAAUCUAAAGUUACUAUUUCAGCUAGAAACAUGGAAGCCUGUACAAGUCUGUGAGUUGUAUAAUUUUGGGGCUUUUAUUUUACAUACGAGCGUUUUGCAGAAGCCUAGACUUACUGAUUACUGGACAAAAUGUUCAUUUCUUCAAACAACGUUUGCUUCUAAGAUAAUGAAGCGUGAUAGGUUUAUGAGCAGUAUGCUGUGCUUCCCACUUCCGUGUGCUUAUGUAAGUGUAUUUACACAAAUUUUGACUUUCAAACCACCAUGAGGCACGCAAAACAGGAGUGUAAAGGCGGUUCUAUCUUCUCGCCGGAAAGAAAAAAAGCUGUAAGGACGUGCGAAUAUCUUUCCUGUCUGCCAAGAGAAGUGGCGUGUUGCAUAGCAGGUAACGAAUCUAGCCGUUAGCGAAGCUAGCGGUCCCUGUGCAACGCAGAAUAGCCGGAAGACAGAGCUUCAAGAUGGCAGACAUGAGGCGAGGUUUGAGUGCAGUCUUUGUUUUGCAAUUACAACCCGUGUUUCGGAAGAUUCACCCCGACGUGCUGAGAGGUGUUGCAAAGCUGUAGCAAAACUGUCGCAUAUAAAUAUCGAGCUUGCGGCCCACCUGUCCACAGAAGUCAAUCAGGACAAAAGUGAAAACUCCAACGCGCACGUGGUCGAUUUCGUCUAAGUCACCGUUCCACGAUACUCGCACUUUCGAAUGUUCCCGGACGCCUUUGAUGUAAGUUACUGUAAUAAAAUUUAAAUAAAGUAAAAUGUAAUAAACUUAAUAAAAUAUAAAUAAAAAUACCAAAAUCAAUUAUAGCGAAUGUGAACGUCUUUUAUAUAUAUAAAUGCAUUACUAAACUUAUCUAUAAUUCUGCUCACACACACAAGAGAAACAAAAACUGUCAUAGAGAUCUUUGGUGAAAUUUUUCAGGUUCUCCAGGCUUGGAUUGAGCCUCAUCUGCCGCAAGGAAGAGGUUUCGGCAAUAGAACUAAGCUUCUUGCCACCUUGUGGUUGCUGGCAAAUAAAGAGUCCUAUCGCAGCGUGGCAGAUCGUUUUGUAAUGAAUAAGGGUUCACUACACAGAUGCGUAAUGCUGAUCUGCAGGACAAAGCAAAGCAAGGCGGUGUCAUCCAACGGCCAGAAAGGAAUGCCCUUCACAUGCUUGCUGAAAAAUGGGAGCAGAAAGCUGGAAUGCCGGGUGUUGUAGUUGCUCUUGAUGGCACCAUCCUUGGAACUACAGGGCCAAGACGGGAAAGUUAUAUAUGCAGAAAGGGCUUUCCUGCUAUGCAUCUUCAGGUUCAGUUCACGACAGCAGUGCCUUCAGGACCUGCAAUCUGUAUCACCAUUUAGAAUCACCAGAAGGACGACUUCCACAUCAGUAUUUUCACCUCCUUGACAUUCCAUAUGUGAUUACUGCCGCCUGUGUUCUCCACAACACUAUUUUGAUACAAAGCGGUGUUGAUGAAAAUGAUAUAGACAUCAAUGAUGAAGACGGUAGCGAUCAGGCGGGUCAUCUUGAUGGGCUAAAUAUAGGAGCAGGCAAUACAAAGCGCCAUGAGAUUGCUAAUUAACCAGUGAAGAGCACCAAAACCACCCUUCAGAAUAUAUUCACCCAUAUUUGCCAUGCCACGUCUAUACCAUCUUUAAUCAGUAUCUGCAUUUCUCUUCCACCACCAUUUAUUAUUUGCAUUAUAUAAUUUGAAUAUUUCGCAUAAAUAUCUCUUGCAUUUGUGUCAACGUGUGUAUUUUUUUUUUUUUUUUGCCCCGUGCAAAUUGAGGUGUACAUGUCUUUGUGUCACCAUCAUUAAUAAUUUGUCCACCAUAUAUUUGUGCAUAUAUUAUAUGAUGUGUACAUUUAUAUUUAUGAUUUGUGUGACUUUACAGUUGUGAUUAUGUUGUCUGCAGAAGUUGACCCUUCUGACUUUAUGCAUACAUCUACGUAAAUAUAUCUCGUGAGUUUGAUUUACUGUCUUAAAGUAAAGAAAGAACCAGAACUGAUAGACCCCUUUCCUCUAAACACACACACAGUUUACAUCUGUUGCUAUCUAAAGUUUUUUAAAAAUCGUCUGUCCGGGGCAACUAGUCUUGUAGUCUGUUGCCAAGCACGACUACCGACACAUUUUCAAGACGUGGGCUUUGUUGGUGUGGGUCCAUAGCAGCCUACGUUAGUUCAGGUAUCGUGGUCAUUCUCACCAGGCGAAGAUGUUUGUUAAAUGAACACAUUGCUCACACGUGAAUUUCUUCAUGCGUAGAGAGGGUCAGGUGACUACUCGGUAUUAAUUCAGUCUUACAUCAAAAAAGGUGGCGAGCCCUGUUGUAGGGACUAACUAACACCGGAAUGAGACCGGAGUCCUGUAUUUAUUCUGUGUGCGUGUGUGACCUGUAAAGUACAAAAGCAAUCUGAUUUAUGUCUGUCAAGAGUGAACAGCGACACCAGCAUUCAAGUAUUCUGAACCCUAGACUCGACAAUUAAUCCUCUUCCCAACUUUCCUAAA